UGAACAACACACGUGCGAUACAAAUGUCACGCUGACAAGAGUACAAAGUUAAAAAAAGUUAGAAACAUAAGCAGAGCACGGGAAACGCAUUCGUUUCCCAUUUGUGUUGUAAGCUUCAAUAAAUUGGCAUCUGAUUGAUCGUAAAUUAGUAACUAACCUUGGCAAGGCAAGCGAUAAAAUUCCAAAAUGAGUGACGACUACUUAAGGAAACCGUUUUCUUUAGCUCCCUCACCAGCCGUUGACGAUACACAAGCAACGACGGCAACCUAUACACCGGCAGCGAGCACAUUUAGUAAUGCUCCCGUUUCGCCAUACCUCAACUAUGAUUCACGGUUUCUGCAGCAGUCGCAGCCAGAGUUUAUAUUUCCUGAGGGUGCAAACAAGCAGCGUGGGCGUUUUGAGUUGGCCUUCUCACAAAUUGGUACUUCUGUGAUGAUUGGCGGUGGCAUUGGCGGUUUGGCGGGGGUCUACAAUGGCAUAAAAGUUACUAAUGCGCUCAAUCAGACGGGGAAGCUGCGUCGUACCCAAUUAAUCAAUCACGUCAUGAAACAGGGAUCUGGGACGGCAAAUACAUUAGGUACGUUGGCUGUGCUGUAUUCGGCGUGUGGUGUGCUGCUGCAGUAUGUUCGUGACCAGGAUGAUAAUGUAAACACCAUUAUAGCCGGUUCUGCCACAGGCCUGCUUUACAAAUCAACAGCUGGCCUGCGAAAGUGUGCUCUGGGUGGAGCUAUUGGUUUGGGCAUAUCAUCGCUCUAUUGCUUAUACCUGUUGGCGCAAGACAGCAACAACACAAACUCAAGUCCAAAAUUCCUGUAGGUGAGAUGGUGGCGUAGCCCAUAAAAAGAGUGAACAGCCUUAGCUGCCAACCCAAUUGUGGCUUAUGGCAGACAUACACAUACGUGCUUGUGUAUACAUCGCUUUAAAGCGCUUAACCGUCAAAUAUAUAGUUCUGUUUUAUAUUAUAAAUACAUAUAUAAUAUAUAUA
This is a messenger RNA of Drosophila hydei, 985 nucleotides long. RefSeq names its product mitochondrial import inner membrane translocase subunit Tim23 (gene Tim23). The record is from RefSeq and is a predicted model, not a curated record. Gene Ontology annotation, biological process: protein import into mitochondrial matrix. NCBI's taxonomy places the organism in Eukaryota, Metazoa, Arthropoda, Insecta, Diptera, Drosophilidae. Bases 187 to 816 code for a protein of 209 amino acids. The transcript has 4 exons. Gene Ontology annotation, cellular component: mitochondrial inner membrane; TIM23 mitochondrial import inner membrane translocase complex. Gene Ontology annotation, molecular function: transmembrane protein transporter activity.